AUGGUACUGUGGCAUUUGCUGGAUAACUCCUUGGGAUCAAUCCCUUGGGAUCUCUGGGCGUUCCUUGUAGUCUAUCAUCGUUAGUGGUUGGUUUAGUCUGUACUUAUUUGACUGUAAUAUAUUCGAAUAUUGAGUUCACUGUCCUAUGUUGUGUACUUUGAUAAAUAUAUAUUUAUUCUGAUUUUAUUGUGUCACAUUUGUUUUCCUUAGCCCCUUUGUGUGGUCCCUCGUAUAUGGCUUCCUGCUGUUGCUUGUCCUAAUUGUUCAUACCCGAAUGAUCAUGCAUUUCGGUUUUGUCAGCAGUGUGGGUAUGCUCAUCGGUGUGGUUUAACAGCACAGCCGGAGACUUUGUUGCAUGUUGAUCUUCCGUCGGUUGAUGCCCGAAUUACUCAGUUGUUUGAUCGAGAGUCAGUGUAUGAUCGUCAAAAGUCUCGUUUGUCGGAUCUUUUGCUCCAGUUUCUGCGUUCUCUGCCAGUUCCUAAGGAUCUUAUGUCAGCUACUCCGUUGGAUUUGGUUUGUUUCCUCGUGUGGAAGGAUAAAACAGGGACGACACAAGUUCAUUCCAUGAGUUGUCCCCAUCAGGGCUUGAAAGGUUCGUUUUCCUGUGAAUGUACAUUUCGUCUGGCGGCGGGAACUGUGGACUCUUUAAUUGGAAACUUACGCACGAUAUUCAAAGCUAAUGAUUGCGUGGGUGAUUGGGAAGGGGGAUUUGGUUUAGGCAAUCCUGCGGCUUCUCUCUUGGUCAGCAAAUAUCUUAAAUGUGUUAAAGAGGAGCAGGCAGCCGCAGGCGUUGUUCCCCAACAGGCGAUUCCACUCUUUGUUGACAAGUUGGCCCGAUUGGCAGAUCAUAUGGAUAGCCGGCUUGUGGCCUGCCAGGACGACCCAUUGCAGACUUAUAUUUUGGCUCGGGAUCAAGCAUUUUUCAAGACUCUUUUCUUCUUGGAGGAUCGCCUGGGUGACCUCGCUCAUGUUCGCACCAAUGAAAUUCUUUGCUUUCCCAAUGAUGAUGGUUUGCUUUUUAAUCAUACAUGGGGCAAAACGCUUCGCGGUGGUAACUUGUAUCUUUUUGGUAUUCGAAGGUGUUCUAAUACACGGAUAUGCCCUGUUGCGAUUGAGGGAUACAUUUCGACGUCGCGUGUCAUGCAGAUUGAUCUCUCCCAGGGAUGUCUGUUUCGUCUGACCACAGCCCAGGGAACCAUCACAGAUUUGUCAGUAUCGUCGGAGGCUAUGAACUGCCGGUUAAAGACCUAUCUUCGCGAAGCCGGUUUAGAUGAGCGUGAGAUGGCGCAUAGUUACCUUGGCCCUUUCUGGAUCUGUGUUGGCAGAUGUUAUGAGUCAUGUUGGGUGGGAACGCGCCCACACAGCGUGUUAUUAUAUGCAAUUGGAGAAGGUUCUUUGCAUGAUAGCACCUCCGCUCUCAUGGCCGCUGCAGUGGAUGACCCUGAGCCUGUCACCGCGCUCACCAAGUUGUAUCAGGACCUCAAUGCCGUUAAGGAUUUCGUUCUCGCUUUCCCAUCAUUGUAG
Molecule: messenger RNA, 1524 nt
Organism: Paramuricea clavata
Lineage: Eukaryota; Metazoa; Cnidaria; Anthozoa; Malacalcyonacea; Plexauridae
Source: the annotation of a GenBank genome assembly